AUGGACUCGGAGGGUGCCCCAGAAUCUCAACAGGAGAGUUCAAUUUUUGGCAUAGGGAAGCUGUCUAUAAACUCAGCCGAAGGCCAUUCUGAAGUCACGCAUCAGACCAAUGGUGUGACCCAUCCGUUGCCUGACUUAGAGGAGUCGACUGCUCCCUACAAAGUCAUCCUGCAGACAGGCGAUGUGAUCGUUGAAUACUUCGAUCCUGAAUCUGAUAUCUCGACUAAAUCCGAAGCGCGCCAUCGUCGUUGGCGAGUCUCCAGCGCUGAUCUAGCGCAAAAUAGCCCAUAUUUUCGGGCCCUUCUUGACCCGGAUAAAUUCUCCGAGGGUAGACGCCUUAUGCAACAGAAGAUGAUGCAUCAGAAGCUCCUGGCUGACAAAAUGGUGAAUGCUGCGUCUUCCGACAACCAAAAUGUAGAAGUGAGCUAUCUGCCUGUCGUAAUCCUCCCGAGCAAACAUGUCUCAUCAAGGCUUGGGUUGGAUGCCAUCAAACUGUUUCUGGAGAUCCUGUCCUUCAACUCCUUUGGAGAAGAACAGAAGUGUUCAUUUGAUGCGGAACUAAAGUUUCUGCCCGUGUCUUUGAUUGCAAGGCUACUGGAGCUAUCGGAUGCAUUCAACUCUCCCAAUGUCGUUCGGGAAUCUCUCAAAAGAGCCGGCUACGCUUUCGGGAAGGGGAAAUAUCAACCUUCAAAAUUCGACUCCUCAUUACUGAAGCUGAGUGAGGACCGCAUCCGACAAACUGUUUUUGUAGCCCGAAUUCUGGAUGAGCCGGUCAUAUAUCAAGUGAUGACCCAUGCAUUAAUAGUCCUUGGCUCGAAGUCUUGGACAAACGGUGUCGAGCCUCCAGUUACUCCUACCUACCCCUGGCGCUAUUUUCCCAACGGUAUAGAAGAGGAGCUCUACUUCCGCCGACAAUGUGUUCUAAACACUAUCACCGACCUCCAAGCCUACUUUCUCCGCGUCUACGGCGCCCUAGAAGACCCCGAGCCCCCCAAACCUUUUGUCCCACGACAACCACUCGCACCAGCCAUCAACCAAGCGCGUCCUUUCCAAUGCCGCUACGGCUUUGGCAACUCCAGUGCCUGCGACGCCUUCCAUCUAGGGCAGAUGACGCGAUUCUUUUCCCUUCGCACAAAGACCAUCUUUCUCGGCUCGACCCUAAUCGAUCCCGACUUCACCCUCGACUCAGAUGCUGACUCCACACCCGAAUCACCACCAGCGCCUCCAUCAGACAUAACAGCCAUCAUAGCCUCUCUCAAACAAUGCCCCGACUAUCAAAUAGACCCAAACCAUGUCGGCUGCGGCAUUCGCCGCCGCUUCCUCCCGCCGCUGGACUGCAUAGAACGCUUCGUCGGCGACGGACGAGGCCUCCUCGGAAUCGACUUCCACUCCUGGACAGGCCAGGAAUGGCCCUUUGCAAUCUCGUCCUCAUGGGCUAGCCGUACCCUUCCUCGCGCAAACGUCAUCGAUAUCCGAAUUUCUAAACUGAGCGCUGUACAUGGGGGAAGCGGUGCUCGACUCUCACUCACCUCUCAAGAAGAGAACGCCAGGUUACUGUUUACCGCGAAAAAGAGGAACUGGGAGGCUUAG
Molecule: messenger RNA, 1590 nt
Organism: Aspergillus niger
Lineage: Eukaryota; Fungi; Ascomycota; Eurotiomycetes; Eurotiales; Aspergillaceae
Exons: 2
Coding region: 1-1590 (529 amino acids)
Source: RefSeq, a predicted model, not a curated record